Molecule: messenger RNA, 500 nt
Organism: Ricinus communis (castor bean)
Lineage: Eukaryota; Viridiplantae; Streptophyta; Magnoliopsida; Malpighiales; Euphorbiaceae
Product: 60S ribosomal protein L39
Exons: 2
Coding region: 159-314 (51 amino acids)
Biological process (GO): translation
Cellular component (GO): cytosolic large ribosomal subunit; ribosome
Molecular function (GO): structural constituent of ribosome
Source: RefSeq, a predicted model, not a curated record
AUUGAUCUUUUCUGAGAACUUCAAGGGGCAGAUUGAAUAUUAUUCCUAAAAACAUCACAUACCCAGUUCAACUACUAGGGUUUUAUUCUGAUAGACACCGUUCAGCUUCCGUUUUCGCAGACAAACUAUCAGCUGCAAGCCUGCAACAUUUGAAGAAAAUGCCGUCGCACAAGACAUUUAUAAUAAAGAAGAAGCUAGCGAAGAAGAUGAGACAGAAUAGGCCGAUUCCUCAUUGGAUUCGUAUGCGUACUGAUAAUACCAUUCGCUACAACGCUAAACGCAGGCACUGGCGCCGUACCAAGCUUGGGUUUUGAGGAUUUCUCUGCUUCUUCAGUUUUCCCUUUUUAUUAGGGUUUUAGUUUGUUUUGGAUUUUUGGAUUUUUGAAUUUCGUUUGCUAAGAUUCUGAAAUGCAGCUCAGUAAUUGUUUUCUUUUUGCUAUUUUGUUUUAACUUAAUGGAAAUUAAUUAUAUUAAUAUAGAAACAAAUUUUAUAUUUUUAA